Messenger RNA from Aspergillus piperis CBS 112811, 708 nucleotides. RefSeq lists its product as uncharacterized. Lineage: Eukaryota; Fungi; Ascomycota; Eurotiomycetes; Eurotiales; Aspergillaceae. The record is from RefSeq and is a predicted model, not a curated record. The transcript is spliced from 4 exons. The coding region runs from base 1 to 708 and encodes 235 amino acids.
AUGUCUCAGGCAACUCAUCAAGCUUUGGGAGAGAAAUAUGCCGCUCGGGAUCUCAUGACGGACACGCGCGACAAGGGCUUACAGGCCCAACUAUCGAACAUCUAUCGCGAUAUACUAGGACAGGCAGAUAGCAAUCAGAUAAGCUUGUGGAUUGCAUUGCGCUUCAUUCUCAAUAUCAGGUACUCGGGGGUGGACACCGCCGAUCCCUACACCGCACUGACGACGAGCGUGCGGCAGGAGGUAAACGAACUCGUUGAAGACAUCGAUAAAAUCAUCCAGAAUGCGAUCCCGGAUGCCAACAAUCGCCGCGGAUCCAUGGACAUCGCCUACGCGGACGUAGAUGCCCGCUUUGAGGGCCACCGUUGGUGUGAAGCCGGGGUGAAAGAGCCAGAUGCCACAAACCCCAGCACCUUCUUCUUCCUGAGCGGCUGGUCAGACAUAACUGAGGAAGGCGCCAUCCAGCAGGCCUUUUCUUCGGACGACGAAAGCGACUAUAUCAGCAGCCUGCAGGGACAGACGACCCUGACGCUGCCUGACGGUCGUACUUGCAACACAACGAUGGGGGCCAAUCCAGACCCCGUCGACGUGUACUGGUGUCAAGUGGCCGCGGCGGCCGUCAAUGAUACUGAUGGAGCGCUCGAGCAGAUGGCGUCCCGCGCCAGUAGCGAAGUCGCUGAUGGGAACUACACAACUCAGGAUAUUGGAUGA